AUCUGGGGCGGCUGCUGCAGAGCGGCCGGGAGGAGGGUGGGUCUCCCCAGAGCGGAGUGCCGGAGUCCUCCUCCUCCGCCGCCCAGGCCGCCGCCGCCCUCCGGACUCCUGCCGCGCCCCGCGCGGAACUCCGAGUGCAGUGCCGAGCGCGGCCCGGUCGGCACAGCCGAGGCCCGAGAGCCCGCGGGGCGAGCAGCUCGCGGUGCAGAUUCUUCUUAAUCCUCUGAAGACUCUGGGAAACAGGAUGGCUGCAAAUAAACCCAAGGGUCAGAAUUCUUUGGCCUUACACAAAGUCAUCAUGGUGGGCAGUGGUGGUGUGGGCAAGUCUGCCCUGACUCUGCAGUUCAUGUAUGAUGAGUUUGUAGAGGACUAUGAACCUACCAAAGCAGACAGCUACAGGAAAAAGGUAGUGCUGGAUGGGGAGGAGGUGCAGAUCGACAUUUUAGAUACAGCUGGGCAGGAGGACUACGCUGCAAUUAGAGACAACUACUUUCGAAGUGGGGAGGGGUUCCUCUGCGUCUUCUCUAUCACAGAGAUGGAAUCCUUUGCAGCCACAGCUGACUUCAGGGAGCAGAUCUUAAGAGUAAAAGAAGAUGAGAAUGUUCCAUUUCUCCUGGUUGGUAACAAAUCAGAUUUGGAAGAUAAAAGGCAGGUUUCUGUUGAAGAGGCAAAAAACAGAGCUGACCAGUGGAAUGUUAACUACGUGGAGACAUCUGCUAAAACGAGAGCCAACGUUGACAAGGUAUUUUUUGAUUUAAUGAGGGAAAUUCGAGCCAGAAAGAUGGAAGACAGCAAAGAAAAGAAUGGAAAAAAGAAGAGGAAAAGUUUAGCCAAGAGAAUCAGAGAAAGAUGCUGCAUUUUAUAAUCAAAGCCCAAACUCCUUUCUUAUCCCGACCACACUAAUAAAUGUAAUUUAUAAGCAUUGCCA
Molecule: messenger RNA, 928 nt
Organism: Phodopus roborovskii (desert hamster)
Lineage: Eukaryota; Metazoa; Chordata; Mammalia; Rodentia; Cricetidae
Gene: Rala
Product: RAS like proto-oncogene A
Exons: 5
Coding region: 245-865 (206 amino acids)
Biological process (GO): Ras protein signal transduction; regulation of exocytosis
Cellular component (GO): plasma membrane
Molecular function (GO): GTP binding; GDP binding; GTPase activity
Source: RefSeq, a predicted model, not a curated record